Messenger RNA from Aureobasidium vineae, 237 nucleotides. NCBI's taxonomy places the organism in Eukaryota, Fungi, Ascomycota, Dothideomycetes, Dothideales, Saccotheciaceae. The record is from the annotation of a GenBank genome assembly.
AUGGUUGUUAUGUACAACAUCAUGGGCCGCCAGGUCGGAUCCCACCACAAUAUGAACAGCNUCGCCCUCGGUAUCCUCACCUCCCUCUUCGCCGGUAUUGGUUACGCCUCAAGCGGCGGUGCCAAGAAGGCCACUGGCUCUACUCCCNCCAUCAACGCUUCAUCCAAGGACGAGGAGAACUUCAUCCAGCAAUUCCUCAAGGAGAGCGAGAAGAAGCAGGAGCAGGCCAAGCACUAG